Molecule: messenger RNA, 472 nt
Organism: Trichomonas vaginalis G3
Lineage: Eukaryota; Parabasalia; Trichomonadida; Trichomonadidae
Product: phage tail repeat-like family
Exons: 1
Source: RefSeq, a predicted model, not a curated record
AUGUCGAAAGAAACAGCGUCUAUGAGAGAAAUACAACACAACCGACAACUCAUUUUGCAAGCUCUAAAUAAGAACACAACAAACUUUUCAAACUAUUCUAAGAUAUCUGAGUCAUUGAAAGAAGGAAACUUAAAACUGACAUUAAACCCAAUGACAGACGAGUUUCUAUUUCAAGACAGUAAGAACCAUACUGUUUGUAUAAAUCCAACAAAAGGAACUUUAAACGAGAAACCUAUAGAUGAACUUCUUUUGAAAGCAGAUGUUGACAACAAAGCUGACAAAGAGUAUGUCAUUGAAAAAGUUCAAGAAGAACAUGACAGAGCAGAUGCAACAUAUGCAACAAAAGAGGAUGUUGAAAAGAAAGCUGACAAAGAGUAUGUUGACGAUGAGUUAGCAUAUCUGGCUAGUGGGUUAGUGAAGAAGGCAGAUAAGGAAUAUGUGGAUGAAAAAGACAAUGAAAUUAUAAAAAGGG